Messenger RNA from Zychaea mexicana, 779 nucleotides. RefSeq lists its product as uncharacterized. Lineage: Eukaryota; Fungi; Mucoromycota; Mucoromycetes; Mucorales; Lichtheimiaceae. The transcript is spliced from 4 exons. The coding region runs from base 397 to 735 and encodes 112 amino acids. The record is from RefSeq and is a predicted model, not a curated record.
GAAGACGUCCUUUGCCAGAUUGGGAGCGCCAUCCAGAACAGUAUACUGCUGUUGUUGUGCCAACUACUGACAAACUGGGACGUACACGCUACAUUGAAAAGAUGGUGUGCACUAAGCACUUGGUUGGAUCAGAUGACUCUGUCGAUCACCGCCAAAACAAACGACAACGAUCAUCUGCGUUUGAUGUUUUUUCAGAUGAUAUGGACGAUUAAAGUUAUGAUGUCGAAGUGGAUGGGCAAGAUUUGGAUGAAGUGGAAUGCGUAUCGCACUCGCAUAAAGAAAAGCUAGAGAAGCUUGAAAAAAACUGGGAAAAUGUCCUCGAACCAUUAGCAAAUGAGUAUAUUAAGUGCUAUGGUAGUGGCAGUCCCCCAAGUUCCGUAGCAGAAGAGCCAGACCAUGCCCUGUGCCAAUGCGAGAAAGAAAAAUACCAGAGAGAAGUUCUUUGUGUCUAUCUUACUGCCCCAAGCAGUUACGCUUAUGAGACACCAUAUGUUUCCCGCAUCACCAAUGUUCCUGCAGACGGCAUACCGCAUAAAGCUCCUCGAAUUUUAUAAGAAGUUGUUUAUGACAGGCCAUCUUGCAAACCAAGCAUUCGCCAAAGCAUGCGCUAAAUUGCACAUGUACGAGAAAGUCGAACGACUUCGAAUCACUUUUGCAAAUGCUUUUUUUGCAUAUCUCGAGGUGCUCACAAAAGCAGAGGAGUUAUCCAUUGCAGAGCACCAGCACACCAUCUAGUUUCUUGUUACUUGCAUUAUCAAGGAUGGGAUGAUCAUCGCGCU